AUGGUUUUAAGUGACAGUAUCACCAUCUUCUGCAAAAUUCUUGGUUUUCCACACUUGGAAAUCAAGAUUAUGGGUAUCAACUGGUUUCAUAAAAAUUAUAUGUCUGAAGUAGGGGUCAAUUUUGAGUUUUUUGGAGAUCACCAAGAGGCUUUUUGACUUGGAACCAUUCUGUCUCUGUGGAGGCUGAAAAGUAGGGAUGCCUCACUACAGCUACCUGGGAUCCAGCUGGGAGAAGCAGGACAAUACCAAUGCGAGGUACUUGUCAUUCCUCAGAAGGCACAGGGAAGAGUCUGGCUACAAGUUGUGGCUUCCCCAGAGAGCAUAUUGAUUUCRGAGCAAGCCACUGUGAAACAUAAUGAAGAAAACAUAUUGUGUAAGUCAAGUGGGUUCUACCCAGAAACCAUUAGCAAAAAAAAGCGGACCCAGAAGUUUCCCUAGUACCAGGAGAUUUCUGAGGGCAUCAAUUCUGAACCCAUCAAGAAUGAGGAUGGUACAUUUGAUACUAGCAACUUGAAGCUGAAGUCCUCUCUGGAAGAUAGGGGGACCAUCUACUAGUGUGUGGUAUGGCACAUAUCCUUGCACAACCCCUAG
Urocitellus parryii (Arctic ground squirrel) is the source of this 591-nucleotide messenger RNA. NCBI's taxonomy places the organism in Eukaryota, Metazoa, Chordata, Mammalia, Rodentia, Sciuridae. The record is from RefSeq and is a predicted model, not a curated record.